AUGGAGCUGAAGUGGGUCCUGGCCUUUGAGAUCUUCAUCCCUCUGGUCCUCUUCUUCAUCCUGCUGGGGCUGCGACAGAAGAAACCCACCAUCUCUGUGAAGGAAGUCUCCUUCUACACGGCCGCGCCCCUCACCUCUGCGGGCAUCCUUCCCGUCAUGCAGUCACUGUGUCCUGAUGGCCAGCGGGACGAGUUUGGCUUCCUGCAGUACACCAACUCCACGGUCACACAGCUUCUGGAGCGGCUCAGCCGGGUGGUGGAGGAGGGUAACCUGUUCGACCCGGAGCGGCCCAGCCUGGGCUCGGAGCUCGAGGCCCUGCGGCUGCACCUGGAGGCCCUGACUACCAGCCCGGGCACCUGGGAGCACGAUGUGGACAGCCCUGCAGUGUCUGCCUUCUCUCUGGACUCGGUGGCCAGGGACCCGCAGGAGCUCUGGCGCUUCCUGACACAGAACUUGUCACUGCCUAACAGCACAGCACAGGCCCUCCUGGACGCCAGGGUGGACGUGCCUGAGGUCAAUCGUCUGCUCUUUGGCCCUUCACCUGCCCUGCAUGUGAGUUCCAGCCUCCCCCAGGAGCAGGAGCCCUGGAGCCGUCUGGGUGGCAGUCCCCUGCUGCAGUCUGAGGAACUGCUGCUGGCCCCUGCCCUCCUAGAGCGUCUCACAUGUACUCAGGGCUCUGGGGGGCUGGGCCGCAUCCUCAGGGCACGAGCGGGCCAGGAGAGCGCGCUGCAGGCCUACCGGGCUGCUGUCUGUGGUGGGCAGGCCACCUCCCGGGCCCGCCGCUUCUCCGGGCUGGCCGCUGAGCUCCGGAACCAGCUGGACACGGCCAAGAUCGCCCAGCAGUUGGGCCUGGAUGUGGCCAACGGCUCAGACCCCCAGCAGCAGCCACCAGCCCCGCGGCGGCUGCAGGCGCUGCUGGAGGACCUGCUGGACGCACAGAAGUUUCUUCGGGACGUGGACGUCCUCUCAGCCCUGGCCCUGCUGCUGCCCCAGGGUGCCUGUGCGGGCCGGGCCCCCGCGCCCCCCGCCAGCGGUUCUGGCGGUCCGGCCAACGCCACUGGGCCGGGCGUGGGGGCCAACGCCACAGUGGAGGAGGGCGGUCCGCCGGCUGCAGCCCCAGCCUCCGUGGACGCGCUGCAGGGCCAGUGCGCGGCCUUUGUGCAGCUCUGGGCCGGCUUGCAGCCCAUCCUAUGUGGCAACAACCGCACCAUUGAGCCCGAGGCGCUGCGGCGGGGCAACAUGAGCUCGCUAGGCUUCACGAGCAAGGAGCAGCGGAAUCUGGGCCUCCUGGUGCAUCUAAUGACCAGCAACCCCAAGAUCCUGUACGCGCCCGCGGGCUCCGAGGCCGACCGUGUCAUCCUGAAGGCCAACGAGACCUUUGCCUUCGUGGGCAACGUGACCCACUACGCCCAGGUCUGGCUCAACAUCUCCUCAGAGAUCCGCAGCUUCCUGCAGCAGGGCCGGCUGCAGCAGCACCUGCACUGGCUGCAGCAGUACGUGGCGGAGCUGCGACUGCACCCCGAAGCGCUGAACCUGUCCCUGGAGGAGCUGCCCCCGGCCCUGCGUCAGGACAACUUCUCGCUGCCCAACGGCUCUGCCCUCCUGCAGCAGCUUGACACCAUCGACAACGCAGCCUGUGGAUGGAUCCAGUUCAUGUCCAAGGUGAGCGUGGACAUCUUCAAAGGCUUCCCAGAUGAGGAGAGCAUCGUGAAUUACACGCUGAACCAGGCCUACCAGGACAACGUCACAGUGUUCGCCAGUGUUAUUUUCCAGACUCGGAAGGACGGCUCCCUCCCGCCCCACGUCCACUAUAAGAUCCGCCAGAACUCCAGCUUCACAGAGAAAACCAACGAGAUCCGUCGGGCUUACUGGCGGCCGGGGCCCAACACGGGGGGCCGCUUCUACUUCCUGUACGGCUUCGUGUGGAUCCAGGACAUGAUGGAGCGCGCCAUCAUCGACACCUUCGUGGGGCACGACGUGGUGGAACCGGGCAACUAUGUGCAAAUGUUCCCAUAUCCCUGCUACACGCGUGAUGACUUCCUGUUUGUCAUUGAGCACAUGAUGCCACUGUGCAUGGUGAUCUCCUGGGUCUACUCUGUGGCCAUGACCAUCCAACACAUAGUGGCCGAGAAGGAGCACCGGCUGAAGGAGGUGAUGAAGACCAUGGGCCUGAACAAUGCGGUGCACUGGGUGGCCUGGUUCAUCACGGGCUUCGUGCAGUUGUCCAUCUCGGUGACGGCCCUCACGGCUAUCCUCAAGUAUGGCCAGGUGCUUAUGCACAGCGACGUUUUCAUCAUCUGGCUCUUCCUGGCCGUCUAUGCCGUGGCCACCAUCAUGUUCUGCUUCCUGGUGUCGGUGCUAUACUCCAAAGCCAAGCUGGCCUCAGCCUGCGGCGGCAUCGUCUACUUUCUGAGCUACGUGCCUUACAUGUACGUGGCAAUCCGCGAGGAGGUGGCCCAUGACAAGAUCACGGCCUUCGAGAAGUGCAUUGCGUCCCUCAUGUCCACAACAGCCUUUGGCCUGGGCUCCAAGUACUUUGCCCUCUAUGAGGUGGCAGGUGUGGGUAUCCAGUGGCACACGUUCAGCCAGUCACCCGUGGAAGGGGACGACUUUAACCUGCUGCUGGCCGUCACCAUGCUGGUGGUGGACGCGGCCGUCUAUGGUGUGCUGACCUGGUACAUUGAGGCUGUGCACCCAGGCAUGUAUGGGCUGCCUCGGCCCUGGUACUUCCCACUGCAGAAGUCUUACUGGCUGGGCAGUGGGCGGACAGAGGCCUGGGAGUGGAGCUGGCCAUGGGCGCACGCCCCCCGCCUCAGCGUCAUGGAGGAAGACCAGGCCUGUGCCAUGGAGAGCCGGCGCUUUGAGGAGAUGCGGGGCAUGGAAGAGGAGCCCACCCACCUGCCUCUGGUGGUCUGUGUGGACAAGCUGACCAAGGUGUACAAGAACGACAAGAAGCUGGCCUUGAACAAGCUAAGCCUGAACCUGUAUGAGAACCAGGUCGUCUCCUUCCUGGGCCACAACGGAGCCGGCAAGACCACCACCAUGUCUAUCCUGACCGGCCUGUUCCCGCCCACAUCGGGCUCGGCCACCAUCUAUGGGCGUGACAUCCGCACGGAGAUGGACGAGAUCCGCAAGAACCUGGGCAUGUGUCCACAGCACAACGUGCUCUUUGACCGCCUCACGGUGGAAGAACACCUGUGGUUCUACUCGCGGCUCAAGAGCAUGGCGCACGAGGAGAUACGCAAGGAGACAGACAAGAUGAUCGAAGACUUGGAACUCUCCAACAAGCGCCGCUCGCUCGUGCAGACUCUGUCGGGCGGCAUGAAGCGCAAGCUUUCGGUGGCCAUCGCUUUCGUGGGUGGGUCCCGCGCUAUCAUCCUGGACGAGCCUACGGCCGGCGUGGACCCCUAUGCACGCCGUGCUAUCUGGGACCUCAUCCUGAAGUACAAGCCGGGCCGCACCAUCCUGCUGUCCACGCACCACAUGGACGAGGCUGACCUGCUCGGGGAUCGCAUUGCUAUCAUCUCCCAUGGCAAGCUCAAGUGCUGUGGCUCCCCUCUUUUCCUCAAGGGUGCCUAUGGCGACGGGUACCGUCUGACGCUGGUCAAGAGGCCCGCUGAGCCCGGAGGCCCCCAAGAGUCAGGGAUGGCAUCCAGCCCCUCGGGCCAGGCCUCGCUCCGCAGCUGUUCUGAGCCCCAGGUCUCCCAGUUCAUUCGAAAGUACGUGGCCUCCUGCCUGCUGGUGUCGGACACCAGCACCGAACUCUCCUACAUUCUGCCCAGCGAGGCCGCCAAGAAGGGGGCUUUUGAGCGCCUCUUCCAGCACCUGGAACACAGUCUGGACCAGCUGCACCUGAGCAGCUUCGGGCUGAUGGACACAACGUUGGAGGAGGUGUUUCUCAAGGUGUCUGAGGAAGACCAGUCCUUGGAGAACAGCGAGGCUGAUGUGAAGGAGUCUGGGAAGGACAUGACACCAGGGGCAGAGGCCCCGGUGCCUGGGGAGGCUCCUGCUGGCAACCUGACCCGGUGCUCAGAGCUGGCCGAGUCGCAGGCAUCGCUGCAGUCUGUUUCCUCGGUGGGCUCUGCCCGUGACAACGAGGGCGCUGGCUAUGCUGAGGUCUAUGGGGACUACCGUCCCCUCUUUGACAACCCGCAGGACCCCGACAACGUCAGCCUGCAAGAGGCCGAGGCAGAGGCCCUCACACGCGUUGGCCAGGGCAGCCGGAAGCUGGACGGCUGGUGGCUGCGGAUCCGCCAGUUCCACGGGCUCCUGGUGAAGCGGUUCCACUGUGCCCGCCGGAACUCCAAGGCGCUCUGCUCCCAGAUCCUGCUGCCCGCCUUCUUCGUCUGUGUGGCCAUGACGGUGGCCCUCUCUGUGCCGGAGAUUGGUGACCUGCCCCCGCUGGUCCUCUCCCCGUCCCAGUACCACAACUACACCCAGCCCCGCGGCAACUUCAUCCCGUACGCCAAUGAGGAGCGAUGGGAGUACCGACUGCGGCUGUCGCCGGAUGCCAGCCCCCAGCAGCUCGUGAGCACCUUCCGGCUGCCGUCGGGGGUCGGUGCCACCUGCGUGCUCAAGUCCCCUGCCAACGGCUCCCUGGGGCCCACGAUGAACCUGAGCAGUGGCGAGUCUCGCGUGCUGGCUGCCCGCUUCUUUGACAGCAUGUGCCUGGAGUCUUUCACGCAGGGCUUGCCCCUGUCCAACUUUGUGCCACCCCCACCCUCCCCUGCCCCGUCCGACUCCCCUGUGUCCCUGGAAGAGGACCUGCCACAGACCUGGAACGUCUCCCUGUCGCCCACCUCCAUGUCAGAGAUGUGGACCUCGGUCCCCUCCCUGCCCCGCCUGGUACGGGAGCCUGUCCGCUGUAGCUGCUCCAUGCAGGGCACUGGCUUCUCCUGUCCCAGCGGCGUGGGUGGGCACCCGCCACAGAUGCGGGUCGUCACAGGUGACAUCCUGACCGACAUCACUGGCCACAACGUCUCUGAGUACCUGCUGUUCACCUCAGACCGCUUCCGGCUACACCGGUAUGGAGCCAUCACCUUUGGGAACGUGCAGAAGUCCAUCCCGAUCUCGUUUGGCGCUCGGGCCCCACCCAUGGUGCGGAAGAUCGCAGUGCGCAGGGCAGCCCAGGUGUUCUACAACAACAAGGGUUACCACAGCAUGCCCACCUACCUCAACAGCCUGAACAACGCCAUCCUGCGCGCCAACCUGCCUAAGAGCAAGGGCAACCCAGCGGCCUAUGGCAUCACUGUCACCAACCACCCCAUGAACAAGACUAGUGCCAGUCUCUCUCUGGAUUACCUGCUGCAGGGCACAGACGUGGUCAUCGCCAUCUUCAUCAUUGUGGCCAUGUCCUUCGUGCCGGCCAGCUUUGUGGUCUUCCUGGUGGCUGAGAAGUCCACCAAGGCCAAACACCUGCAGUUCGUCAGUGGCUGCAACCCUGUCAUCUACUGGCUGGCCAACUACGUGUGGGACAUGCUCAACUACCUGGUCCCAGCCACCUGCUGUGUCAUCAUCUUGUUUGUGUUCGACCUGCCAGCCUACACAUCAACUACCAAUUUCCCAGCCGUACUUUCUCUCUUCCUGCUGUAUGGGUGGUCCAUCACACCCAUCAUGUACCCAGCCUCCUUCUGGUUCGAGGUGCCCAGCUCCGCCUAUGUCUUCCUCAUUGUCAUCAAUCUCUUCAUUGGCAUCACGGCCACUGUGGCCACGUUCCUGCUGCAACUCUUCGAGCAUGACAAGGACCUGAAGGCUGUCAACAGCUACUUGAAAAGCUGCUUCCUCAUCUUCCCCAACUACAACCUGGGCCAUGGUCUCAUGGAGAUGGCCUAUAACGAGUACAUUAACGAGUACUACGCCAAGAUCGGCCAGUUUGACAAGAUGAAGUCCCCAUUCGAGUGGGACAUCGUCACUCGUGGGCUGGUGGCCAUGACAGUCGAAGGUUUUGUUGGCUUCUUUCUCACCAUCAUGUGCCAGUACAACUUCCUGCGGCAGCCACAGCGCAUGCCCGUGUCCACCAAGCCUGUGGAGGAUGACGUGGACGUGGCCAGCGAGCGUCAGCGAGUGCUGCGGGGGGAUGCGGACAAGGACAUGGUCAAGAUCGAGAACCUGACCAAGGUGUACAAGUCCCGAAAGAUCGGCCGCAUCCUGGCUGUGGACCGUCUGUGCCUGGGUGUGCGCCCUGGUGAGUGCUUCGGUCUGUUGGGAGUCAACGGCGCAGGCAAGACCAGCACCUUCAAGAUGCUCACUGGGGACGAGAGCACGACAGGGGGCGAGGCCUUUGUCAAUGGGCACAGCGUGCUGAAGGAGCUGCUCCAGGUGCAGCAGAGCCUUGGCUACUGCCCGCAGUUUGAUGCCCUGUUUGACGAGCUCACGGCCCGGGAGCACCUGCAGCUGUACACACGGCUACGUGGCAUUCCCUGGAAGGACGAGGCGCGGGUGGUGAGGUGGGCGCUGGAGAAGCUGGAGCUGACCAAGUACGCCGACAAGCCCGCUGGCACCUACAGCGGGGGCAACAAACGGAAGCUGUCCACGGCCAUCGCCCUCAUCGGGUAUCCGGCCUUCAUCUUCCUGGAUGAGCCCACCACGGGCAUGGACCCCAAGGCCCGGCGCUUCCUCUGGAACCUCAUCCUGGACCUCAUCAAGACGGGGCGCUCGGUGGUACUGACGUCGCACAGCAUGGAGGAGUGUGAGGCCUUGUGCACGCGGCUUGCCAUCAUGGUGAACGGGCGCCUGCGCUGUCUGGGGAGCAUCCAGCACCUGAAGAACAGGUUUGGAGACGGCUACAUGAUCACCGUGCGGACCCAGGUCAGCCAGAGCGUGAAGGACGUGGUGCGAUUCUUCCACCGGAACUUCCCGGAGGCGGUGCUCAAGGAGCGCCACCACACAAAGGUGCAGUACCAGCUGAAGUCCGAGCACAUGUCCCUGGCCCAGGUGUUCAGCAAAAUGGAGCAGGUGGUGGGCGUGCUGGGCAUAGAAGAUUACUCCGUCAGCCAGACCACCUUGGACAAUGUGUUUGUGAACUUUGCCAAGAAGCAGAGUGACAACCUGGAGCAGCAGGAGUCGGAGCCGCCUUCGGGCCUGCAGUCCCCGCUGGGCCGCCUGCUCAGCCUGUUCCGCUCGAGGAGCACCCCCACUGAGCUCCGGGCCCUUGCGGCAGACGAGCCGGAGGACCUGGACACGGAGGACGAGGGCCUCAUCAGCUUUGAGGAGGAGCGGGCCCAGCUAUCUUUCAACACGGACACGCUUUGCUGA
This is a messenger RNA of Orycteropus afer afer, 7254 nucleotides long. It is a transcript of the gene ABCA2, whose product is annotated as ATP binding cassette subfamily A member 2. Bases 1 to 7254 code for a protein of 2417 amino acids. Gene Ontology annotation, cellular component: membrane; intracellular membrane-bounded organelle. The transcript is spliced from 49 exons. NCBI's taxonomy places the organism in Eukaryota, Metazoa, Chordata, Mammalia, Tubulidentata, Orycteropodidae. Gene Ontology annotation, biological process: lipid transport; transmembrane transport. The record is from RefSeq and is a predicted model, not a curated record. Gene Ontology annotation, molecular function: lipid carrier activity; ABC-type transporter activity; ATP binding.